Pestalotiopsis fici W106-1 is the source of this 414-nucleotide messenger RNA. Its product is annotated as Histone H3-like centromeric protein cse-4. The record is from RefSeq and is a predicted model, not a curated record. The transcript is spliced from 2 exons. Gene Ontology annotation, molecular function: protein heterodimerization activity; DNA binding; structural constituent of chromatin. Lineage: Eukaryota; Fungi; Ascomycota; Sordariomycetes; Amphisphaeriales; Sporocadaceae. Bases 1 to 414 code for a protein of 137 amino acids. Gene Ontology annotation, cellular component: nucleosome. Gene Ontology annotation, biological process: rRNA transcription.
AUGGAGAAAGCAAAAAGACGCUCUUCAGCUGCCACGGGCGGCGCUGGACGAGGGAGAGGCUCGGGAGUUCGACCAGGAGAUCCCGUACCAGCCGGCCGAAGAAGAAGAUACCGACCUGGAACGCUGGCGCUGCGUGAGAUCAGGAAAUUGCAGAACAGCACCGAUCUGCUCAUUCGAAAGCUCCCAUUCUCCCGUCUCGUGCGAGAGAUUGCCCUUUCUUUCCGGCCGCGAGACGAUGGCAUGAGAUGGCAGUCGCAAGCCAUACAAGCACUUCAAGAAGCAGCCGAAGCCUUCCUCGUACACCUUUUCGAGGACACGAAUCUAUGCGCCAUACACGCCAAGCGUGUAACCAUUAUGCAAAAGGAUAUUCAGCUUGCCAGGCGUAUCCGUGGCGUCUGGGGUGGCAUUGGCUAA